Aspergillus puulaauensis is the source of this 1884-nucleotide messenger RNA. RefSeq lists its product as uncharacterized. Bases 1 to 1884 code for a protein of 627 amino acids. Gene Ontology annotation, molecular function: FAD binding. NCBI's taxonomy places the organism in Eukaryota, Fungi, Ascomycota, Eurotiomycetes, Eurotiales, Aspergillaceae. The record is from RefSeq and is a predicted model, not a curated record. The transcript has 6 exons.
AUGAAGCGCUCAGCGUCUGAAGCCGAUCUAUCUCCCAUUCACUCACAGACCGUCAUGGCUCCCAGCGCAGACCACGACCAGGGCUUCUCCGACGCCGUCCCAGACGCCCACGCGACCGUUGUCAUUGCCGGCGCAGGACCGGCAGGUCUUAUGCUUGCAGUAAACCUCGUCCGCCUCGGCAUCUCCACACUCAUCCUCGACGACCGACCCGAUAAAACCACCACCGGCAAGGCAGACGGCAUCCAGCCCAAGACAAUCGAGACACUGCGCCAGCUGCGCCUCGCAGAUACACUUCUCCGCAAUGGCGCGCGCGUGUACGACAUUUCAUUCUGGGACUCAACCCCAUCCCACCCCCUCAGCCGCAAAGGCCGACAGAUCCACUACCCAGACCAUCUCGUCGGCGCCUCAGAUCCGUACAUCCUGCUCGCGCACCAAGGGAUGCUCGAGGACGUGCUCCUCGACGAUCUGAAAGAGCGGGGGGUAACCGUGCAGCGGGAUAGCCCGUUUCUAUCGUGCGCGCGCGAUCGCGCGGGGAAGCUAGACGUCACGUAUGAAGAUCGCGCAGCAGGCGAGAAUCGAGUCGUCAAGGCCGACUUCCUUGUUGGGUGCGAUGGGGCGAGGUCGCGGGUUAGAGAGUUUAUCCCCGAUGCGCGGCUGGAGGGGGAGAUGUCGAAUGCCUCUUGGGGGGUUUUGGACGGAGUCAUUGAAACAGACUUCCCCGAUCUCUGGAGCAAAGUGGCCGUGCGCUCGCACACUGUCGGAUCGAUCCUGUGGAUUCCCCGGGAACGAAACAUGACCAGGUUAUACGUCGAGUUGAGCGCUACAGCUGGAGAGCGCGUGGACAAGGCAAAGGCGACGCCGGAGUAUGUCAUGGCGCGGGCGAGGGAGGCCAUGCAUCCGUUUAGCUUGGAGUGGAAGUCAAUCGAAUGGUUUGGAAACUACGUCGUCGGCCAGCGCGUUGCUAGACGCUUUUCUGACCCCGAGCACCAGAUAUUCAUCGCCGGUGAUGCCGGCCACUGCCACAGCGCCCUCGCCGCCCAAGGCGCAAACACAAGCAUGCACGACUCGUUCAACCUCGCCUGGAAACUGAACCUCGUCUCCCGGGGUCUCGCAUCCCCUUCGCUGCUGGGAACAUACGAAGCCGAGAGGCGCAAGAUCGCCAACGACCUGAUUGCCUUUGACGCGGGGCACUGCGCAGCAUUUGAAGCGGGUGAAGCUGCCCUAACCCGGAACUUUAAUGACAAUAUCCGGUUUAUUUCAGGCGUUGGGGCAGAGUAUGCAGAUGGACUACUUACCAGAGAUUCUGCUGGUUCUGGCUCUCCGAAUGGCCUGCACCCUGGGGCGUUGAUGAUCCCGUCUAAAGUGACGCGGUAUAUCGAUGCAAAUCCCGUGGACAUCCAGCUCGACAUCCCGAUCCUGGGCCAGUUCAGGCUAUAUUUCCUGAUCCCCGAUGUCCAAGCCGCAAAGGGCUUCCUGCAGUCCGUCUGCGGUUUGCUUGCUGAGAAGUCUCAUCUAUCAACUGCAUCCAGCGCAGCCAGGUCCUCAUAUCAGACCCAGUCUCGCGGCAACGCAGCAAGCGACGCUUUCCUCUGUUUAGACCGGUACAUGGCUGUCUCGGAUAUCCUGACUCUGGCGCUGGUGAGCGGGUCGAAGAGGGAUGUGUUCGAGUUGGCUGAUUUGCCCGCUGCGCUGCAGAGGAGUCGGUGGACGGUGUAUCUUGAUGAUGUGGAUGGGUGUAUUGAGAAGUGGGUUGGGAUGUCAGGGCAGGCUGCGACCGUUAUUGUCCGGCCGGAUGGGUAUAUUGGGGCUGUUAAGCCUUGGGAUGUGAGCCAGGGGGUUGAGGCUGGCCGGUGGGUGGAUGAGUAUUUCGCCUUUUUGGCUUAG